Molecule: messenger RNA, 1453 nt
Organism: Sardina pilchardus (European sardine)
Lineage: Eukaryota; Metazoa; Chordata; Actinopteri; Clupeiformes; Clupeidae
Product: stimulated by retinoic acid gene 8 protein homolog
Exons: 9
Coding region: 97-1185 (362 amino acids)
Biological process (GO): meiotic cell cycle; activation of meiosis; oogenesis
Cellular component (GO): nucleus
Molecular function (GO): protein dimerization activity
Source: RefSeq, a predicted model, not a curated record
AUCGGGGUUGAGCGAACCAUUUUUAUCUGCUCCUUGCCACAUGACGUGUGAAAUCUUGUGUUUGGGAUUAUUACCAGGUUAUUUUUAUAAAAAACAAUGACGAGCAGAGAAAGAACAAAGAGGACCAGAACCAGAGCUACAGACCUUACUUCAUAUGGUUUGGAAAAUAAAGUCGAGAUUGAUGAACAUCAAAAACAACGAAGACGGGCUCUCCAAGCACGUCAUCGAGCCACCUUAGCUAGCCUGUUCGAUUCUUUAAAAACAGUCGUCUGUCCAGGCAGCAAGAAGACUCCUGCAAAGUGGAAGAUUCUGGAUCAUGCCAAAGGAUACCUCAAAGAGAAGGAGAUGUGCCUCAACUAUUUGCUCUCUUUGAAACGGUCUUACCUGGGGAGAGAGGAAGGGCCCAAUAGUUUGCAGGACGUGAAAGAGCAUUUCCGAAGCCUCUGCUCCAAUUGCGUCCUGGAGCCCUCCAGCAGGCGAGGCCGGUACCGGUGCCCAGUGUUGCCCAACGUGGAGGAGGAGGAGGUGGCCCCGGAGGAGAGCGGCAGCGAGAUCUCCCCCGAUGACCCCGCCGACGAGACGCCCUUCUCCCAGUCCUCGGACCUCUCGGCCUCCAACAUCCAGGAGUUUGAAGGGUACUUGUACUUCUACCGGCAGACGCUGGAGCUGCUGGUGCGUAGCGGGGUCCUGGCUCCGGAGCAGACGGGCCUGGCCGUGGUGUCGGAGGCCAUCUCGGGCCUGUGGGGCAACCUGCCGCCGGAGCGCCGCGCCGCCUUCCAGCAGUGCACCCUGGGAGCCAGCCCCUACGCCUGGAUGGGCUGCUGCUUCCUGAAGCAGGAGGCGCCGGCCGAGGAGGACUGCUCCCCGGAGUCCUCCCAGCUCCCCAGCCAGGAGGAGGCGUCCACGUCCUCCAUGCUGCAGGAGGACCUGCUCCAGGAUGCCUAUGACGUGGUGAGGAAGGACAUGGACUCCAGCUCGCUGCCCAGCCCUGAGCUGCCGCCAUCAUCCGGAGGAGAUUUCGAGAGGCUGAGGGAGAUCUACAAGGACAUCAUGGGUUUUGUGAAGGGCCACAUGUCCACAGAGCUGGAGUUCACUGAGGAGCUGUGCAUGACUGCAGAGUACCAGGAGCUUUUCCUCAAGUGCGCAGAGAGCUUUGGAGAGCCGUUGCCGCCCCCGUUGCUAUGACCCCCGCCAACCCUCUGCCUCGUUCCCUCUACUUAUCUGGUGGAUGUUGAUUUUUUAAGAGCACUCGUUAAUUGUGUUGUCGAACCCAUCUAGAUGAUGUAGAAGUCCGGAAUGUUAACAGGCUUUGUUUUUUUAUGUGUUUUUUAAAUAUGUGGCCAUGUUCACAACUAAAUCUUAUAUUAUGACGUUUUCCUCAGUUGAUGUGUUGGCAUACUUGUUAUGUGUGGCAGCGGACAUGUUUUUCUUAAUAAAUGCAUCCUUUUGAAAA